Messenger RNA from Lobosporangium transversale, 1299 nucleotides. RefSeq names its product NADH dehydrogenase I, D subunit. Gene Ontology annotation, molecular function: NADH dehydrogenase (ubiquinone) activity; quinone binding; NAD binding. Gene Ontology annotation, biological process: mitochondrial electron transport, NADH to ubiquinone. NCBI's taxonomy places the organism in Eukaryota, Fungi, Mortierellomycota, Mortierellomycetes, Mortierellales, Mortierellaceae. The transcript is spliced from 3 exons. The coding region runs from base 1 to 1299 and encodes 432 amino acids. The record is from RefSeq and is a predicted model, not a curated record.
AUGUCCACGGAGACCGCUGCAGGUGACUCACACCACCAUCGUCAUUUCGACCGCGAUCUAUAUGGUGCAACUGCUCCUCUUGGCGCGGGUACAACCAUCACAGAGGAUGAGAUUGAUGACGGUGUCGAUGUUACCUCACGUCAUUUCACUGUCAACUUUGGACCUCAACAUCCUGCAGCUCACGGAGUAUUGCGUUUGAUUUUGGAGUUGGAAGGAGAGGAGAUCCUCCGAUGCGAUCCUCAUGUUGGAUUGUUGCAUCGUGGUACUGAAAAGUUGAUCGAGUACAAGACAUAUCUUCAAGCCCUUCCUUACUUUGAUCGUCUCGAUUACUGUUCCAUGAUGGUCAAUGAGCAGGCAUACUCUUUAGCCGUCGAGAAGCUUCUUAAUAUUGAAGUACCAAUUCGUGCCAAAUAUAUCCGUACUAUGUUUGCAGAGAUCACCCGUAUUAUGAACCACUGCAUGUCAGUCAUGUCUCACAUCAUGGACGUCGGAGCUCUGACCCCUUUCUUGUGGAUGUUUGAGGAACGUGAGAAGCUGAUCGAAUUUUACGAGCGUGUUUCAGGUGCUCGUAUGCAUGCUGCCUAUAUUCGCCCCGGUGGUGUCUCUCUUGAUAUCCCCAAGGGAUUGCUCGAAGAUAUUCAUGUCUGGGCUGACCAAUUUGGAGACCGUAUGAAUGAGGCUGAGGAAUUGAUCACUGGAAACCGUAUCUGGCAGGGACGUACAGUCGAUGUGGGCCGUGUUACUGCGAAGGAGGCUCUUGAUUGGGGGUUCUCCGGUGUGAUGUUGCGUGGAUCAGGUGUCAACUGGGAUCUGCGUAAGGUUCAACCCUAUGAUGCUUACGACCUUGUUGAUUUUGAUGUUCCUGUCGGCUCCAAGGGCGAUUGCUUUGAUCGUUAUCUAUGCCGUAUGGAGGAGAUGCGUCAAUCUCUCCGCAUCAUUCACCAGUGCAUCAAUGACAUGCCUCCUGGCCCCGUCCGUGUUGAUGAUCUCAAGAUCUCGCCCCCUCGCCGUGCUCACAUGAAGGAGAACAUGGAGGCCUUGAUUCAUCAUUUCAAACUCUACUCCGAGGGCUACUCUGUUCCCCCUGGUGAAACCUACACCGUCGUCGAAGCGCCCAAGGGAGAGUUUGGUGUCCAUCUUGUUUCCGAUGGAAGUAACCGUCCUUACCGCUGCAAGAUUCGUGCCCCUGGUUUCGCCCACUUGGCUGGAUUGGACUUUAUGGCCAAGGGUCACUUCAUUCCCGAUGUCGUCACCAUGAUUGGAACCAUGGAUAUUGUGUUCGGAGAGGUCGAUCGUUAA